Messenger RNA from Cokeromyces recurvatus, 1241 nucleotides. RefSeq names its product Pre-mRNA-splicing factor of RES complex-domain-containing protein. Gene Ontology annotation, molecular function: RNA binding. The record is from RefSeq and is a predicted model, not a curated record. Gene Ontology annotation, cellular component: RES complex; U2-type spliceosomal complex. The transcript has 3 exons. Gene Ontology annotation, biological process: mRNA splicing, via spliceosome. Bases 88 to 1053 code for a protein of 321 amino acids. Lineage: Eukaryota; Fungi; Mucoromycota; Mucoromycetes; Mucorales; Mucoraceae.
UUGCUGGACAAUUCACAAAACUCGUUUUUUUUUUUUUCAUAUUUAUACAUUUAUGAAAAAGUUAAAUAACUGAAAAAAAAAAUAAUAAUGGAUCAAUUAAAUCACGAAGAAGUUUUGAAAAGAAAAUACUUGGCCCGUAAUCCAGGUGAUGCAGCUACAAAAGCUUAUAUUGCUUCGAAAUAUUUAGACACUUCUGAAAAACCUAAAAAGAAAAAGAAAAAGUCUAAAAAAGCAUCUUAUCAAGGCAUUGGGAUAAUUGAUGAUGAAGAGGACAUUUCAUGGAAAUCUCAACCUCAAGAGCCAGAACCAGACGAUGAUGACGAUUAUAAGGUUGUAGAGAAAGAUGUAAAGACAGAGAUUGUAAAUAAUUGGGAGAUUAUUCGUGAGGGUAGUGAGGAGACGGAGGAUGAGAGACCUGUGGUGGUUGAGGAAAAAACUGAAAGAUCCAUACCUCGCAUGUCAAAUGGCCAACGGGCUGGUAUAUUAACAAAAGAAGAAAUCAAACGAGAAGCAGAGAGAGCGCGAUUGGCAGAACAAAGAGCGUUAGAAGCCUUAAAAGAGUCUGAGGCAAAAACUGUGUAUCGUGAUACAUCAGGUCGUAAAGUAGAUAUCAAAAGAAAGCGAGCAGAGGAGUUAAAAGCAAGGCAGGAAAAGAUUGAAAGGGAAGCGAGAAAGAUGGAAUGGGGAAAAGGUUUAGUACAACGAAAGGAAGCAGAAGAAGAAAAAAGACGACUUGAAGAAGAAAAAUAUAAACCUUUAGCAAGAUAUGCUGAUGAUGAGGAUUUAAAUAAUGAAUUAAAAGAAAAAAUAAGAUGGAAUGAUCCAGCAGCAGGUUUUUUAACAAAUGAAUCAGGUAAAAAAUCUGAAGGUAAAAAGCUAGUAAAGCCUACAUAUAAAGGACCAUGGAAGCCAAAUCGCUUCAUGAUUCCUCCAGGAUAUCGUUGGGAUGGCGUGGAUAGAUCAACUGGAUUUGAAGAUCAUUUCUUGCUACAACAAAAUCAAGCAAAGUCCAGAGCUGUGGAGGCUUAUUCUUGGUCAACUGAAGACAUGUAAAAGGAAACAAAAAUAUUAUUUCCAUUACAUAAUAUUCAAUGUAUUUUUACAUAAUUAUUUUAAAAUGAAGAAUAUAUAACAUUUAUUCAUAUUUGACUGUACAUACAAUACUACUAUAUGGUAUUCUUAUAAAACAUAUAAACUAGCAUUCGUAACAUAUAUUCUAUAUGUGCAUUUGAGAAACAAAG